AUGGGAACCGUGCUUGUUCUCUCAAAUGAGUAUCUUCCUGUGAAGUAUGGAGUAUCGCUUGCCAUUAACCAUUUGAAGCCUAAUUUUUCAGGUACAGUAGCAAUUGACUUGGCUGCUAACUCCAAUUACUGUGGUGAACCAGAUGAGAGCACCUUCAAGUUAACCUUGCAUUCUCACCGUCUUAUCAUCACCACGGCAAAGCUUGCUGUUUCUGAUGACCCUGAAGAAGAAGUGGCCUUGAAAGUUUCCUACAACAAAGAUUCCCAAACUGUUGACCUUAUUGGGACAAUCAACCCAGGUUCAGUAGCACCAAAGAAAGUCUUGAUCGAAUAUGUGGGACAAUUGAACACCAUCAAGACCUUCAAAGAUGAAACAAGGGGAUUAUUCAAAACCAACUAUUCGGAUUCUAUUAACGGGAAAGCGGAUAAUUAUGUUUUAGCAACUCAUACCCAACCUCAUGGUUGUCGUACUAUCUUCCCACUUAUAGAUGAAUUGACUUCCAAAGCUCCUGUACAAUUAUCCAUCACAACCAAUUCAAGAUUCAAAGUCGUUGCAAAUGCUCAGUUAGAAUCUGAAGAAUACGUUUCCAUGACUGAAAACACAAAGCAUACCUUCAAACCCACUCCACCAAUCUCACCUUCUGUAUUUGGAUUCGUUAUCGGAGAUUUGGAAUAUGUGGAAAGUACUUCAUCCAAACUGUCUAUCCCCGUUAGAUUUUAUACUGGCCUAGGUGAUUCACAUCUUGUCAAAGAAUCUGCCUGUUUGGUGUCUGAAAUAUUGCAAUAUAUAUCUGACAAACUUUUCUGUGUACCCUACCCUUUGGACAAGUUGGAUUUUGUUAGUUUACCCUUUUUAAGUGAUGGAGCCAUGGAAAACUGGGGGAUCAUUACUGUUGUUUCAAACCACUUGUUACAUAACCCUAAUCCACUUUCGUUAAAGCAACUUUUAGCCCAUGAAUUAAUUCAUCAAUGGAUUGGUAACUUGGUUACUUUCGAAGAAUGGAAUGAUUUAUGGCUUAAUGAAUCUGUUGCUUCGUAUUUGGGUAAUUAUGCGCUUUCAGAAAUGGGCCAUUUUGAUGAUUUCGAGAUCGAUAUCACUACAAAUAGUUGGGAACAAGGAAUGGAUGUUCCCUCCUCAGCUUCAAUUCACCAAUACAUGCAAACAGUUCAUACUGGACUCGGUAGUUCAACAGCCACCAUUUUCAAUCCUGAAAUGUACGAAAGAGGUAUGGUGCUUCUUCGGAUGCUUAUGAAGAUCAUUGGUGUCCAGGGCUUCUUUAAAGCUUGGAGCUCUGUAUUGGAGAUGUACCAAUUUAAAUCAAUCAAAUUGCAGGAUAUUUGGAAGGCAAUGAACGACCAAAUUGAAUCCGUUGAUAUACUUGCGUUUAUCCAUGCUUGGUUACGAUCAACUGCUUAUCCAAUUGUUGAGGUUACUCAUAAUGGUAAGCAGUUGUUAUUGACUCAGAACAAGGUCGACUCUUCUAAUGAUGAUGAAAAUGUACCAUUCCAUAUUCCAUUAAACAUCAAAAUAGUUGCGGAUAACGGUGAAACCAAAUUAAUGACUAUCAUGAUGACCGAUAGAUCUGCGCUGUUUGAAAUCCCCGUGAACCAGAUAGUCAUUUUGAAUCAUGAUAAGGCAGGGUUCUACAGAACAUUAUACCAAUCACCCGCUCUUACGAACCAAAUCACCGAGAACAUAACCAGCAAUCAAUUGAGCACCAUAGAUUUACUUGGACUUAUCAACGACUAUGGCAAAGUCCUUACUGAAACCCCCACGGAACAAGAAGUGACGACGUUCUUUGCAAUUUUGACCAGCUUGGCUCAUAAGUCAUGGAAGAUCGACUUUAACGUGUUGAACUUGGCCUUAAACUACUUGGAGCAUAUCAAUAAGGUGUUUAUCAACUUCACUCAAUACACCACCUUUUCCCAAUGGAUCAAUGCCUAUUCCGUACAGCUUUAUGAUAAGGUUGGGAAAUGGGACUCGUUACUAAAACUUGAACGAGGUGAGUACAACGCUGUGGAGAUGAAGUGUAGAAACACUCUUCUUGAACUUAACACUAGUCACAACAAGAGAGCUCAAGACUUGGUCCGCAAGUUGUACAAGAACUUUAUAAGUUCCGGUCUUAGCAAGUCUUUCACUCCAGGAGAGCUUCUUCUGGCUAUUUUUAAUGGUCAGAUGUAUGUUGCCACUCAAAAGGAAUAUAAACGUACGCUUGAGUUUGCUAAGAACUCAAACGUUUCCUUAUUGAACAACACCAAUGUCUCCAACCAUGAACUUCAAACAUAUGCUGUUGUUUCGUUGGGGUACACUUCCAAUGAUGCACUUUUCCUCAAGACACUCAACUUUAUUAUGACCAAUAUCGAUUCCAAAUUAAUCGAGUUGGCAUUAAUGGGUGCUGUUUCUCAAUACCAAACGGUGGAUCGCAAGGAUCAAGUAUGGCAUUGGUUCAACUUGCACUACAAUCAAUGGUGUUUCCGGUCGCUUAGAAAGGGAAGUGACUGGUCGAAACAGAUUGGUAUCACGUUACAAAACAUAGCACGGAUGGUUUUAGGUCAAUUGAUGGCCCUGGAGCCCACCAAAGUAAAGGAGUUUGUCGAGAAUAAGACCAGUACUUUACCAGACCAUGGUUUGACCAAAUUGGUGGAGGAAUUAGAAGCGGAAAACAAACCGAAAAGAGUGCUUGCCAGUUACUACAAUGGGUUGGUGGAUCAAUUGUAA
This is a messenger RNA of Lizanozyma spartinae, 2718 nucleotides long. RefSeq lists its product as uncharacterized. Gene Ontology annotation, molecular function: peptide binding; zinc ion binding; metalloaminopeptidase activity. The record is from RefSeq and is a predicted model, not a curated record. Bases 1 to 2718 code for a protein of 905 amino acids. Gene Ontology annotation, biological process: proteolysis; peptide catabolic process. Gene Ontology annotation, cellular component: cytoplasm. NCBI's taxonomy places the organism in Eukaryota, Fungi, Ascomycota, Pichiomycetes, Serinales, Debaryomycetaceae. The transcript has a single exon.